AUGAAGACUACAGUUCUGAUUAGUGUCCUUAUAUUUCUGUGGUUGGAACUUCUGUUGGCUUGGCAGGAAACCGUUAACAGUGGUGAUAGGAUUCAUGAUGCUUUAGUUGCUUACAAAGUCCCUUCCGUGGACCAAAAUAGACAUAAAUAUUUUGAACUAUCAAGUGAACAGUAUGUUUUCGGUGGAUUUGAACCAGAUAAUGAAACUCAAACCGGAAGUGCUUCGACCGAGCUCGUGAGAAGUAAACGUUUCAGUGAUCCGACCUUUCGCGGAAAUCCCAAAACUCGAGAGCAGGUUUGGGCUAAAAAUUUCGCUCACGUCACUGUUAACGAUAAUCAAGCAAAGUCUUUGGUGAAGCUUCUGAUUCGAGUGGUUACCAAGUAUCUGUCCGCUUGUAUUCCAAUUAUUCUGUUCGAUGGAUUUGUGGAACAAACAGAGGGUUACAUUAUGGAGUCGCUGUUUAGUGAAUUUCCUCUGACUUAUACCUGCGGAAAGAUAGGGCCAAAUUACACCUUGGAAAACCCGGAACUGCUGCUAGCGUCAGCUUCCAAAUGUCGUAGCUACAUUCUUUUCCUGUCAGAUGCCAUGAUGACCAGAAAGGUGAUCGGUCCUCAGCUUACGAACUACGUGAUUGUCAUUCCACGUUCCAGUCAGUGGAAAUUGCAGGAUUUCCUGUCCUCGAAACAGUCUCGAGAUAUUCUAAAUCUGUUGGUCAUCGGUGAGUCUUAUUCCUCGGCUAAAAGUGCCAACAGUGAGUCCCCUUAUGUGCUGUACACUCACGAACUGUACAUCGAUGGAUUGGGUUCAAAUAGACCUUCGGUGCUAACAACGUGGAUGAAUGGUAAAUUUUCUCGGCCCAACGUCGAACUAUUUUCGAAGAAAAUUCGAAAAGGAUUCUCCGGUCAUCGUUUUACGGUAACUGCCGCACAUCAACCGCCGUUUGUAUUCAAAAUUCUAUCCACCGAUGGCGUUGGUAACAUUGCCAUCCGUUGGGAAGGUCUGGAGAUACGUGUACUGCGAUCUUUGGGGAAUUAUCUAAAUUUUACCUUCGACAUCAAGGAACCAUCGAGGCCUAAUCUCGGAUCGGGGGAUGCAGUGACGGAUGAAAUUGUACGUCGUCAGGCUGACAUCGGGGCUGCUGGUACCUACGUAACCAUCGAGCGGAAUUUAGAGACCGAGAUGAGCGUAGCACAUUCGAUGGAUUGCGCUGCUUUCGCAACGCUUAUGUCAUCAGCUUUACCAAGAUAUCGAGCCAUUCUGGGACCUUUUCAGUGGCCGGUUUGGUUGGCGCUUACUCUUAUCUAUUUGCUGGCUAUUUUUCCUUUGGCCUUUUCCGAUAAAUUAAGUCUCAAACAUCUCAUAGGAAAUUGGAGUGAAAUUGAAAACAUGUUUUGGUACGUCUUUGGAACAUUCACUAACAGUUUAACCUUCACGGGAGAGAAUUCCUGGAGUAAUACGAAGAAAACGUCGACUAGGCUCCUAAUUGGCGUAUACUGGGUAUUUACGAUCAUCAUAACUUCUUGUUAUACUGGAUCGAUCAUUGCAUUUGUUACGAUGCCGGUACAGCCAGAUACCGUUGACACCGUUGACCAGUUGCGAGAUGGAUUCUUUCGCAUCGGCACGUUGGAUCGGGGCGGCUGGGAACGCUGGUUCUUGAACUCCAGUGAUAAGACUACGGAAAAAUUGUUGAAUAAGCUGGAGUUUGUUUCCAGUAUACGUGAAGGUAUACGCAAUGUUACUGAUGCCUUUUUCAUAUCCUACGCGUUUAUCGGUUCGAAAGCGGAAUUGGAGUAUCUGGUGCAGUCGAACUUUUCUGCUGAGGCCAUCAACCGUCGGUACGCUCUGCACGUGAGCAAAGAGUGCUUUUCCCUGUUCGGUGUGUCGUUCGUUUUCCCGCCCAACUCCGUCUACCGGGACAAGUUCAACAACGCACUUCUGUACAUGCAGGAAGCGGGAAUACUAGCCAAGGUAAGAAAUGACGUCUCUUGGGACAUGCAGAAAACUAAGGACGGUCGUUUUCGACAAGCGUCCGUCGGACAGGUUCUGCGCGUUCCGACGGCCGGAGAGAAAGGACUAACUUUGGCCGAUACGGAAGGUAUGUUUCUGCUGAUGGGCAUCGGCUAUUUAAUCGGUGUUGCGGUCUUGAUUUCCGAAUGGGUCGGUGGUUGUACCAAUAAAUUCCGUGCAAUCAUCAAAGCGAGAAAGGACCGUCGGGGUAGCUCAAGCAGCUCUAUUCCGGAAUCGAGCCCAUCUUCCGCUAAUCCGAACUCACCGAGACGUAGGUUACGACCUCCAGGAAAAGAAUACAAUUUGGUAGAAAAUAUCGAUAGCGCUUCUACCAAUCCGGCUGUUACUCCGCAAAAGAUAGAUGACAAUGCAAGUGUAGACUCUGUCGGUAGCCAACCUACUACUCAUCAUCACAAACGGACCCUAUCGGGCAGCGUGCACGGCCUGAGCAGUAGCACAUUGCAGGAGUUGUACGACGGACCGGAUCGUAGACAUUCGACCAUUGUUUACAUGGACGGAAAAAUGAUGACCGACGAGGAGGCUCGCCAUUACGCAGCUGGCAAUAAAAAACACCACAAGGCACACUCCAGUUUGAGUUCGGUGGUCGAACACGAGGUAACCAGGCUGUUCAAGUAUCUAGACGACCAUGGUAAUAAGUCCAUACAUGAUUCCGGGGAACACUUGGACAAACACUCGAAGCAUAAGACAGUUGAGGUUAUUGUAGAGGUUAAUCCGCCAGCAGAGGAUCAGAGUAAAGAAGUUGAACCGGAGAAGACAACGAACUUGGAGGCACCGUUCGGUGAUACAGUUUUCUACUAG
Messenger RNA from Sabethes cyaneus, 2826 nucleotides. It is a transcript of the gene Ir21a, whose product is annotated as ionotropic receptor 21a. NCBI's taxonomy places the organism in Eukaryota, Metazoa, Arthropoda, Insecta, Diptera, Culicidae. The record is from RefSeq and is a predicted model, not a curated record. Bases 1 to 2826 code for a protein of 941 amino acids. The transcript is spliced from 5 exons. Gene Ontology annotation, cellular component: membrane. Gene Ontology annotation, molecular function: ligand-gated monoatomic ion channel activity.